UUAACCCUUUAAUCCAUCUCCGGGCCGUUCAGUGCUAGGGGUGCAGGUGGAAAAGCUUAAAAACCGUUUUCUUUUGCUAAUUGUUAUAUACUUCUGGAAAAGGACAGCGCGCUAUAAAAUUCUUUCCGACGCCUCAUUUUGUGAAGCUUUUUUUCGGUAUUAAUUCGACGUCUGGACUGCACUUUACCUUGUGUGCUUAGCACAGACAGACGAUGGACGCGAAUAAAAAUCAAUAGCUAUACAAAGUAAACGAUAAGGAACGGAGCAGACACAAAGGCGAAUGAAAAAAAGGAAGGGGCAGGAUUAAUCUGCUGAACUUGUGAGCCAAUGAGCUGAGGGAACGUCACUCGGGCGAAGUGUCCGGUGUUGCCGGAAGCAUGGCUGCCUAGUGAGGAGAGAAAGGGAUAGCCGGGCAUGGAAGGGCUUGAGGGCUGCAGUGGGGAUGUGAUACACCUCAAUGUGGGGGGAAAGAGGUUCAGUACCUCCAGACGGACCCUGACGUGGGCAUCUGAAUCUUUCUUUUCAAGCCUCCUGAGUGGUCGCAUCCCUACUUUGAAAGAUGAAACUGGGGCUAUUUUCAUAGAUCGAGACCCUACAGUCUUUGGUCCAAUAUUAAACUUUCUCCGCACCAAAGAACUUGAUAACAGAGGUGUGAAAAGUUCUGUCCUGCUGCAUGAAGCAGAAUUUUAUGGCAUUACUCCACUAGUCAGGCGUUUGCAGCUGUGUGAGGAGUUGGAACGCUCCUCUUGUGGCAGUGUCUUGUUCAAUGGAUACUUGCAUGCACCAAUUUUUCCUGCUAAAAGGAGGAAUCGGCACAGUGUUUCUGGUCUGCAGGUCAACUCCAGAAGUGGAUUUAAUGAGCGGGCUCCUGUACGAAGGAGUAACACAAUGCCUCCCAACCUAGGUGGAGCUGGUCUCCUGGGGCGUUUGAUAGAAGACCGAUGCUUUGGAAAUGGAGCAGUGUUUCCCUCUGAUCCUGGCAUGGUGAGGAUCAUAUGUGGACAUCAUAAUUGGAUUGCUGUGGCCUAUGCUCAGUUCAUAGUCUGUUACAGGAUGAAGGAAACAUCAGGUUGGCAGCUGGUCUUCACUAGCCCUUGCCUGGACUGGGUGAUAGAAAGGGUUGCUCUGAAUGCCAAGGCAAUGGUUGGAACACUGGGAGAUAAUGAUAAGAUGCUGGCAGUCUCCUCCUGUAGCGAGAUCAUCCUUUGGGCCAUUAGUGGGGACAGCAGUGGGAGUGAGAUCGGUGUGUUUAGUCUUGGGGUACCUGUAGAGGCCUUGUUUUUUGUAGGCAACCAGCUAAUAGCCACAAGCCACACAGGGAAAAUUGGUGUAUGGAAUGCUGUGACUAAACACUGGCAGAUUCAGGACGUUGUACCAAUUAACAGCUAUGACACUGCUGGUUCCUUUCUUCUGUUGGGAUGUAAUAACGGGUCUAUUUAUUAUGUAGAUGUCCAGAAAUUCCCACUGCGCAUGAAGGACAAUGACCUUCUUGUUACAGAGCUUUACCGUGACCCAUCAGAGGAUGCAAUUACUGCUCUGAGCGUCUACCUCACUCCCAAAACAAGUGACAGUGGCAACUGGAUAGAGAUUGCAUAUGGCACAAGCUCUGGAGUGGUGCGAGUCAUUGUACAGCACCCAGAAACUGUUGGGUCUGGUCCCCAGCUCUUCCAGACAUUUACAGUCCAUCGCAGCUCUGUCACCAAAAUAAUGCUCUCUGAGAGACACCUAAUCUCGGUAUGUGCAGAUAAUAACCAUGUACGGACAUGGACUGUGACUCGAUUUCGUGGUAUGAUCUCAACCCAGCCUGGUUCAACUCCUCUGGCUUCAUUUAAAAUCCUUUCCCUGGAAGACGUUGAUGGGCAUGCUGGAUCCAGUGCAGGAAAUGACAUUGGUCCUUUUGGAGAACGUGAUGAUCAGCAAGUUUUUAUCCAGCGUGUGGUCCCUGAUUCUAAUAUUGUCUAUGUCCGCUUGUCUUCAACCGGGAAAAGAAUCUGUGAGAUCCGUUCUGUAGACUGCACCCCUAUCACAUCUUUUACCGUACAUGAAUGUGAGGGCUCAAGCCGCAUUGGCUCCCGUCCACGACGGUACCUCUUUACUGGUCAUGCCAGUGGAUGUAUCCAGAUGUGGGAUCUUACCACUGCAAUGGAAGUAGCAAGCAAAGGGGAAAGCAGAGAACUUGGUGGCCUUACAGAAAAAGAGCUGCUGGAGCAGUUGGAACAGUGUGACUUGGCUUUGACCCGCACGCCUGAAUUGAGCCCUGCUGCAUCUUUCUCCCAUUCAGCCAACCCUCGUGCCUCCAUAACCAGCCUUCAGUCCCAGCCGAGUGAGAGAUUCUCCAGGACUGCUUUUCCUUCCUCUCGACCUCCAGUUCUUAAUGGACGACCCUCAGAAGGAUGGGCUUCUUUGUGUAGUCUCCAGCCUAACCUUUCUGGUAGCUUUGGCUCUCUCCAGAAGUCUGACACUUUGCCCCGCUCUGGCUCCAGGCCUUGCAGAGCACUGCGUAACCAACCACAAAUGGAGGUUAAUGGAAUGGCUUCCACAGAUUCUACUUCAGCUCGUGCCAGUGGCAGCUUUGUGGAGCGCUGCCAAGAGCUUGCACGUUACACAGAGUCCCAAUAUCUGGGUUCACAAAGGUCAAGUUAUGAGACUGUAGCCACCAGAAUAAAAACCCCUCGGGGUUCUACUUCAGCAAGGCGACCAGGCUCUCCUACACCUCCACAACCUCCUCCACUUGGUAUUGCCACUUCUUUAGCUCCAUGUUUACCUCCUACUUGUUUCUCUGCUGUGGGGGAGGCAUCUGCCUCUUCUCCAACUGCUCCUAAGCUUACACUCAAACCUAGGUUAAAUGAGACCUCCUUUUAAAAUAGUCUUCUGUGAGUUGCAUUGCUAAACAAUUGGCAGCUAUUUUGAUAGAAAUCCUUACACCAUUAGUAUUUAUAAUUGUGUAGAUUUGGCAGUAUUUUUAGUACUGGAUUUAUAAAACCAUGCAAUUACUGCUCUAAAUAUACACAACUGUAUUUUAUUUGUAUUAAUAAAUCUCUGAUUCAUACAGAUAUAGUCAGUAUAAACGAUCAGUUGUUGCCCUUGGUAAUGUCUCUACAGUUGUGUAGUCAUUAAGAGCACAUGGUUUGAAUAGUAUUAUUCCUUCCCACGUUUAACUAGAAACUACAAGGUGCAAAGUGACAUGAAAGCUGCUAAAGAACAGAAAAAGCAAGGGGGAAAAUGCAACAGAAAGCACCCUCUUUGUGUCUUGCUCCAGUCUGAGGCUCAGCAAUUUGUACUUCUAGAAUGGAGCACAAAAACGUGUGCCUUACACUGCAUUGCUGUAUGCUGCCUACAUUCAAUGUGCUGCAUACAAAAAGGGCAACAAAUGUAUAUCAUAUCUCAUGGGUAACAUGAAUAAAGGACUACCCAGCUCCUUAUGCCCCCCUUAAUUGUCUGUCUGAUGUGCAAACUAGGUGACUGGCUUGCAUAUCACACACACAAGUCGGGGGACAUGAGGAGCAGGUUAGCCCUGUAUGUAACCUUUAUUUAUAGUGGGACUUAUAUAUAGGGCUGCCUUGAACCAGGCAUCACUUUGCUACGCACUGCUUUGCAACCAAAUACUUGGUUAAGAACUGAGGAUGCACAUUGGUUUCAUUAUCAUUUUUCUUUUGAAGGAAAUUUUGUUUUCUGUAAUCUGGAGAUAACUGUGGUCUACCCUGGUCACAAUGCUUAGGGUUUAACAGCAGUAACGUGGCCUUAUCUGCUACAUAUAUUUUUUUUCAUGUAAAUUGGGAUGACUACAUGUCUCUGAAUAAAGCUUUUACAGCUGUACUAAAGUCAAAUUCUACAUCUUUGUAAACUUUGUGUUAAAUUUUUUUAAACAAUGUGAAACAGGACUGAUAGGUUUACAUAAUCUUUCCAUGUUAGGUCUCUAGAGUUUGUUCUGGCAAAUUCAAGCUUCACCACUACUACCAUCACCACCACCAUAGUCUUCAAACUCCAUCUUUUUAGCAACAUCUCACUCUUAAUCUUCUUUCUUUUUGGUGGCUUCCACUUGAUGGCUGUUGUGAAUCUGGGAUAACACGCCUGCCAUGCGGGGAUCACAUUUCCUGCAACAGCAUUUUCUUGUGGUCUCCUACUCUUCCCCUUAACCACUUUUUAACCACUGUUCUGCACUUUUUUGGCUUCCACAAUGGUCUAGCUCCUCAGUAAAUGCAGCAAGGCCUUCUUUUCAUAAACCAGGAGGAGAUUGUCUCUAUAGAUCCUGAAGCUCUGAAAUCUUGGUGUCCCUCUGCUUACAGAGCUCAACCAUUCUUAUAUUUUGGUCAGGUACCACAAAGGCAUGUUGAGUAGCUAUAGGCCCAGUUGUAUUGGCUUUGGUUUCUUCUGUCAAUUCCCCUGAGUUUGUUUCCACUGGGUUUAGAAUCCUAUCCUUCUUAAACCAGCAUCUGAAUAAUAAGAUCAGAGGUGGUGGUUUUUUUUCCUGUUCAUUUAGCAUAGGUUCCAGUACUAACUUAUAGAGGAAUCACAGACUAUAUAAGAAGUACCACAUCAAUAGCACUGUGAGGUUUCUGGUCAACAUGACUGAGCAAAAACUGCCAGAUGCUGAAGCUGCUGAACUUCUUCAAGCUGCAGACACCUCUCGCAUGUAAUUCUACAGUGACCACAUUGGGUGCUUGAGGAAAUAUAUAACAGUCAUUGACAUCUUUCAGGAUUUUUUUUUUUAACUUCCAUACUUUUUUUAACUAUUGCCAUAUUGGCAAUAGAUGUUUGACAUGUCUCAUGGGUCAUAAAGCUCCUACCAUAAGUAAAGGUUACAUACAGGGCUACCUAGCUCCUCAUAUUCACUGACUCAUGUGUCUGUGAUGUGCAAACUAGGGGGCUGGCUUGCUUAUCAGAGACACCAGGGGACAUGAGGAGGGAGGGGCCUUAUAGUCUCUUUGACCACCGCCUCUGAUAUCUGUAUAUCUGUUCUUUUUAGCCUAGGUUCCAGCACUCUUUAUAGAACAACUUUCAGAUUUUUGGUAGAACUGGUUCCUUUAAAGGAGGAUAAGCAACAAUCACUGGGGGGUACACCAAAUAUUGGGCUACACCCCCCUAAUUAUAAUUACCUGAUACCCCCGGCCUGUGCUCCUGUUAGCAGAAAACUCCACCGGCCUGGGUUACUUUCCUUUAAAAUCCUAGGGCAGAUGCAUGUGUAGUAGAGUGAAAAACCCAGCUUUUUAUUAAAGUUCGGCUUUCCACUCUACUGCACAUGCGAGCAAAUGUCUUCUUCCUGUUUUUGUUCAUAUUCAGUAGAGUGGAAAGCCAAACUUUAACAAAAAGCUGGGUUUUUCACUCUACUAUACAUGUUGGCUCUGGAAUUUUUAAAAAAGGAAGAGGAUUGCUUGUGAAUCACUGGAGUGAAAUGCUACCCUCUGUAUAAAGCUAGUUUGGUUCCACACAAAUUUGUUCUUUGGGACUGGCAGAUUGGGCUGAGUUUAGAGCAUGCACUUCAGACCUCAUUCCCAAAGUAGGCAAUUGUGAAGGAACUGAAAAUUAACAUGAUGAGGUUUUGUGCUGAAAUCCUCUGUGGUAUUCAUAUGGAAUGUAUAUAGUUCUGAGUAGUGCUUAUUAGCAUCUCUGUCCGUAAAUGCCCAUUUUGUAUAGCAGCACAUAAAGCAAUGCUAUGAUGCUCCAAAGAAAACUCAACUAAGUGUUUGUUAACAAAUAAUUGUUUUAAUAUUGUGUUCCACCGUUCACGGACAGCAAUAAACUUUUUUUUUUUUUAGAAUA
This is a messenger RNA of Xenopus tropicalis (tropical clawed frog), 5760 nucleotides long. It is a transcript of the gene shkbp1, whose product is annotated as SH3KBP1 binding protein 1. The coding region runs from base 415 to 2862 and encodes 815 amino acids. The record is from RefSeq and is a predicted model, not a curated record. Gene Ontology annotation, cellular component: plasma membrane. The transcript is spliced from 18 exons. Gene Ontology annotation, biological process: protein homooligomerization. NCBI's taxonomy places the organism in Eukaryota, Metazoa, Chordata, Amphibia, Anura, Pipidae.